AGGCAAGGGGCUGAGCAGCGCCGUCGAUUUUGUUGGUAGCAUCGGCAUCGACGGCAGCGGUGGCCAGAGGUCUGGAAGCCUUCUUGGCGGGCGAGGGCGAGGGCGAGGCAGCCGCGGCAAGGAGAGGCGACGAGUGCGAUGGCGAUCCUGGCGACGGCAGCAGCAGGCCAUUGUGAUCCAGCUUGAUCGAUUCGCCGGGGAGGAUGCUGAUCGCGGGCCUGUUGUGCGGCACCAUGGAGCAUUUCUUGGAUUGGUGCCCUCCCGUGGGGGAGGAGGAGGAGGAGGACAGCUUGAGCUCUGCGGCGGUGUGGGCGACGGCGUCGUGGCGAGACGAGGGCACCAGAGAGCCCGAUGGAGCCGAUCCAAACAGAUCUGCGAAGAAUCCCCCGGAAUCACCUGCUGGACCUACCAGGCGAGGAGCAUUGGGAACGAAAUCCAUCUUUUCCUCUCGGGAUUGACGAACUGAUCGAUCGCUCGCUUCUCUCAAGCUUGAUCUUCCCAAAGAGACUAUGACGUGCACGGAUCUGUCCAACGUGGCAAGGACGUGGCAGUGUAGCAGCACGCGGCGGCGGUUCGAAUCCCAGCACUAGCAAAUAGUCCGACGUGGACACGAUGUGACAACACAGCCCGAUAUGGCGCCAUGGUGGACACGACGUGGCAGUACGACCAAGUACUGCUCUAGAAAAACUACGUGCGUUGUCUGCCUCGUUCAUGGCACAUCGCUCGCAAGUGUCACAAAACCAAAGAGAGGAUCACCGCCGUUUCAUCCCCAGACCGGAAUUUUGCGAUGAUCUUAGCGCUGGUUGCAAGCAUUCUUCUGGCGAUCCAAGCACUCGCAGUAGCAGCAGUUUAUAGUUCUUCUUACUCCACUCCAUCCAGAUACAAAGGAGGCCUCUGGAGAUAUGCUCACGCGACCUUUUACGGAGAAUACGACGCUCUCGAAACCAUGGGAGGAGCUUGUGGAUACGGGAACCUGUACUCGCAAGGAUACGGCACUGAUACCACUGCACUGAGCACCGUCCUCUUCAACAGCGGCUAUGGUUGUGGAGGCUGCUACGAGAUAUCUUGUACACAGUCCAAGCAUUGCUAUCCCGGCUCCACCAUCGUCACUGCCACCAAUCUCUGUCCGCCAAACUGGUAUAAACCAUCCAACAAUGGUGGCUGGUGUAAUCCCCCGCGAAUCCACUUUGACAUGUCCAAGCCUGCCUUCUCGAAGAUUGCCUACUGGAGAGCCGGAAUAGUUCCUGUUCGCUACAGAAGGGUGCCUUGUCGGAGGAAAGGUGGGAUCAAGUUCGAGCUCAAAGGCAAUCGCUGGUGGCUCAUUGUCUUCGUGAGCAACGUUGGAGGGCCUGGCGACAUCAAAAGAAUGGCUGUUAAAGGAUCCAAAACUGGCUGGUUACCAAUGUCACGCAACUGGGGAGUUGGAUUCCAGGUUUUCAAAUCGCUCCAUGGCCAAAGCCUUUCUUUCAUGGUCACCUCCUUCACGACUGGAAAAACUGUGACGGCAUACGACGUUGUCCCUGCUAACUGGAGAAUCGGCCAAGCGUAUUCUGGUGGUCAGAUGGUAUGAUCUCCAUCACCUUCGGUU
Selaginella moellendorffii is the source of this 1588-nucleotide messenger RNA. RefSeq names its product expansin-A7. Gene Ontology annotation, biological process: plant-type cell wall organization. Bases 788 to 1570 code for a protein of 260 amino acids. The transcript has 3 exons. Gene Ontology annotation, cellular component: extracellular region. The record is from RefSeq and is a predicted model, not a curated record. NCBI's taxonomy places the organism in Eukaryota, Viridiplantae, Streptophyta, Lycopodiopsida, Selaginellales, Selaginellaceae.